Molecule: messenger RNA, 4736 nt
Organism: Diachasmimorpha longicaudata
Lineage: Eukaryota; Metazoa; Arthropoda; Insecta; Hymenoptera; Braconidae
Product: protein fem-1 homolog A
Exons: 8
Coding region: 283-2208 (641 amino acids)
Molecular function (GO): protein binding
Source: RefSeq, a predicted model, not a curated record
GUACAUAUAUAUAGAGCAUCGCCGUUUUCUCCUGUCACAUUUCUUCGCAGUGGGAGAGGCAUUGUUUUUUUCAACUGCACCUAUCCUAUGUUGCUCCCAAGUGCUCGUUGUAAUUAAUUUCGUAUUGUUUUUAUUAUUCAGAACGAUUCAUCCAGAAAUCACUCAGUUGUAUUCGUUAAUGUUCUGAGUUCUGCUACAUCCGUUUUUGAGGAGGAUCUACCGCUAUACAAUCCCCGCCAGUUCGUCAAAGACUGUCAUGUGGAUAAAAAAUAAUCUACUACCAUGAAUCACCUUUUCGACGAGAUAAUCAAGGACUGCACCUAUGCAGUACCAGGGGCACGUCUGUCCUACGCCGUUCGCAAUAAAUUAGAGAAACACAAGAAAUCGGUACGGCGAGACAUCGUAAGCCGCAUAAAAGAUGACUGUGCACCACUCUUCAUCGCUUGCAAACGAGGCCACGUAGAAAUUGUUGAAUACUUGAUAACAGUAUGUGACGCUGAUAUUGAACAACGUGGCCUUUAUGAGGUGCCUGAUGAUAGAUCAAUUCAUUGUGUAACACCACUUUGGUGUGCAGUUGUAGCUGGAAAAUUGCCUGUGAUAAAGUGUCUGCUGGCUCAUGGGGCUGAAGUUAAUGCAGUCUCUGACACUGGCUCUACACCAGUAAGAUCAGCAUGCUUCAUGACAUAUCUGGAUAUUGUUGAAUAUCUUGUACAGAAUGGAGCUGAUAUACUUCGUGCUAAUUAUAAUGGGGGUACGUGCUUGAUAAAUUCAGUACAAAGUGUCGAAUUGUGUACAUAUUUAUUGAGACACGGUGCUGAUGUCAAUGCAAGGGACAUCCAAAAUAAGACUGCUUUACAUUAUGCAAUUCAGGAGCAUAGAUUUGAAACUACUAAACUAUUUUUAGAGCACAAUGCAGAUCCACAUUUAAAGUCUAGGUACAAUGACGAUGCGCUACAGACGGCAUGUCUCAAAGGAGCAAUACAGAUCUUCGAUUAUCUAGUCGAGAAUGUUACGUACUCACAGGAGAGACUGGCAAACGCCUACGAAUUGAUGGGCUCAACGUUUUUUGAUGAACAUGGCGAUAUUGCAACGGCACUAGUCUACUGGAGAAAAGCCAUGGGAAUCAGAAUGGAGAACAUGGAGGAGGGAAUGGUCCUGGAGAAGAAGCCUGUUAUGCCGAUAAGAGAGAGCUUUAGGAAUGCCGUGGAAUUCUCAACUAUGGACGAGCUCAAUGCCAUUGCUUUCGAUUUAGAUGCUAUCAGAAUACAGAGUUUGUUGAUUUGUGAGAGAAUACUCGGGGAAAAUCAUAAAGACACACUUUACAGGCUCAUGUACAGAGGUGCUAGUUAUGCUGAUGCAUUGAGGUAUCAGAACUGCAUCGACAUGUGGAGGAGAGCCCUGGAAAUUAGGGUGGAAAGAGACUCUAUUUUAUACACAGAUACAUGUUUUACUGCUCAAGCUCUUGUUAGAAUAAUGGUUGAUUUAAAUGAAGUGACAACGGAUCGAAUUCGAGAUAAGGAUGAGCCAAGAUUCUGUGAUGUCGUUGCUGUAUUUAAAUUGCUUACAAGCCAGCUAUGCGAGGCUAGGGAAAUACUCGAGAAGCGUCCAGUGUAUAAACGCCAUCAGGACAGUUACGAUCGUAUUUUGAAGUGCGUGACGCACUUGAUUUACCUUCUGGUGGAGACAGCUAGGACAAAAGAACAGAAAGUUGAGAUUCAUCAACUUGUGCGUGAGUUAGUCAGAAGAAAUCCAAGAUCAGCAUCAACAGGGGAUAGUUUGCUACAUCUUUGCGUGUCUAGUUUGAAUUACAUUACUUCUAGUUACUUCACUUCUGACGAAAAAAUGGUAGUUUUUCCUCACACCGAAGUUGUUAAAUUACUACUCGAUUGUGGGGCCCACGUGAAUGCCAGAAAUGAAUCUCGUUCAAUUCCACUGCACAUUGCAAGCAACGCCUACAACUUCCUCAAUCCAGUCAUCAAAUUACUACUUGAUUAUGGGGCCCACCUGGACACUCCCAACCGGGCGGGUGACACACCAGCAAAACUCAUAUCUUCAAACCCUCACAACAGCAUAAAUCUCGUCAACUACAUGAGUCUGCGGUGCUACGCUGCUCAAGCCAUCUUUAAAUAUGGGAUCCGAUGUACUGAACUACCACUAACGCUGCAUCAAUUCCUGGAAUAUCAUCGACCUCUCCCUAAUAAUUCAUAAGCAAUGCAAAAAAUAUUCAGCCUGAGUUAUCUCGGAAAUUCUGCCUUUAGAGCCCGCAAGAAUCGCAAAAUUGACAAGAAAUUUCAUUGCGUUUGACAUUAACCCUAGAUUCCUCAUCAUAUGAGAGCGUCACUGUCAAAUUUAUUUUUCGAUAAAAUAUUAAUUUAUGGAAAAAGUAUUAUCGAAAAAUGUGAAAAAAUUUCGAUAGAACUGUUUUCAUUCGAAGGACGGAAAAUCUUGUCAUCGGGCAGUACGAAAAAGUAAUUUUCUAGAUACGCUUAGUAUAUCUAAAACAUUCACUUUUCAUUCACACUUCAAUAAAAUAAAUCUUUUGUUGAAAAGUGAUGUUUGUAUCGUCGGAUUAUAUCGAUUCGACAGAAUCUUAUUUUCAUUUUUAUUUUUUGCACCGAAUUCGAAGAGCUUGAAUGAAACCAAAAUUGAACUGUAUGAAAUGAAGUUUCUCGCGGGAAAAUAUAGUUGCCAAAUGCGAAAAUUGUUUGUCUCAGUGCCGUAUGAGCAAAAAUUUUACGUCCAUAUUAAUUAAAUUUACCAUAUUGAUAUUGUAUUUCCUCGAAAAAUGGACUAUUAAACCAAAGGAGACAGGAAAUUGUUGAUGAAAAACAUGACGAUAGUUGGAUGUUUUGGUCGUCAAGGGUUGUUUGACCUCCCUCGAUUGUCAGUCUUUGGAGUGACAAUCGAACUUAUCACAUGUACACUUCAUACAGAAUAUAUUAUUUUACUUAAUAUCGUGUUCAUCGUCCCCUUAUUGCCACUAAAUACUACAAUAGAAAUCAUGGCCAUAUUAGGGACGACUAGAAUACAUAGUAAAUAUUGGACAAUUGUAACCCUUUCUUUUAACUGGUUUGAGAAUCCAUUCUCUUUUUAUUUACCAUUGCAUGUACUUAAAAACUCGUGACCAUGACGACCAAUUCCAUGUCAAAUGAAUAAAAAACCCUCAUGUUUCGGAUUAUCUUCGCAAUUUUUUCGGAGAAGAAGUGUAAGAGACGAAGAUCUCAUAAAAUUUUUAGACUGAUUAGAUUUUUUUAAUAAGUUAUGAAUGUUAAAAAUUGUUACUUUGUUUCCUGAAUUUUUGUUCUUAUUUCAAAAAAGGUGAACUAAACAUUAGGAAUCGAAUUUUUAUCUACGCGCAUUUCGAGGUAAUCGAGAAAGCGUCAAAAUGAGCACAAUUAAACUCAGUUUAUUCCUUUUUUAAAGUCAUUAUUCCGAAAUCAGUUUUCAAUACCUCGAAAUUUUUUUUAACGUUAAAUGCCAAGCUACCUAUUUUAUAACAGCUGAGUUUCAUAUGCUUCGACUCAGAAAAAGACAAUAAGAAAUGGGAUUUUUUGUUUAAUUUUUUUUCAUUUGACGUGGAAUUACUCAGCUCUAAUUACUCAUGCUUGACUUGCGAGGAUGAUCUGUAAGUAUGGUGGCAUUGACCAAAUUUGGUUAACAUUAUAAAAACUUCGUAAAAAAUUAUUGAACCGAUUUGCAACACAAUUAUUCAACAAGUUCAAUGAUUCAGUAAAAAGUCUACUUUUUAGUUAAAUUACUUGACGAUGAUUUGUAAAAAAUAUAUAUCGACAUCUUAAUAACAUACGAUGUUAAUACUUUUAUUUGUUUAUAAGAUGUCGAUAUGAUCAAUGCCAUCUAAAUAUUAAUGAACAUAUAUUUUGUCGUUAAUAUUCUGAGUAAAAAAAUAACAGAUAUUAUUUGAACCUACAGAAAACGAAUGACAAACUCAAUUUUACGAAUUCGUCAAAAUUCUGGAAUUGCAUAUUUAUUUGCUCAAAAAGUAAACUCACCCGUUUUCUUCAAUUUUUUAAAUAUCGGCUCUGAACCACUAUAGGCGAUGAAAAGAAAUUAACAAGAGACAAGUUGUUAAAAUUGCCACAUAUCCUCAAGUUGCGGAAAAAGUAACGCUCAUAUGAUAGGAUCUAGAUAGAGUUUAACAUAAAUCGUAAAACUUGGUGAAUCCAUUAAUCUGCUAAGUCAGUCUUUAACUAGUUUUAUUUAGAGUGACGAUUUUCUAGUUUAACCGAAUCUCAUUAUUUUAACAAAAUCAUUGUAAAGAGGGAAUUUAAUUUCCGUGACUGUUAUCUUUGUGUUCUCGUUAUACUUACGAUUACCCUCAUUUUCUGUACAAAUACAAUGUACUUUUGUCAUGAAUUUAUUCACAUUGUUGUACGACUUAUUAAUAAUUCCAAAAUAUUAAUUACAGUUAAAGAAUUGUAUGGAUCUCAAGAGGGUCAACGUGAUAUGUACAUCAUGUAAGGAUAAUUAUUAUUUUCCAUUAAUAAUAAUUCUGUGGUAUUUCUUGAAAAUAUCAAUCAUAAACUAUGUAACAGCAGAAUAAGAGAAUUUGAAUAAGCACUGCUUCGUACAAUUAUUUCUAUUAACAAAUGUGAUAUUGAUGGAGGCACUCGAGGCGAACUUGAUAGUGAACUUGGUAGUGAUUCUCAUUAUUCAUCUUUUCCGAUUUAUAUGCAUAAUGUACGAAACAAGUAAAGAUAAUUAUGAAGUGGAAAAAA